CAGCGGCGGCGGCGGCGGCGGCGGUGCGGGGCCAUGGCCGCGGCGGGCAGCGGCGUGGCGGCGGCGGCGGCGGAGGCGGGGGCGGCGUUCAGCACCGCGAACAGCGGCCGGGUGAACGGGCUGAGCCGCCCGCCCGGCGCCAUCGCCAUGAAGGAUCACGACGCCAUCAAGCUGUUCGUGGGGCAGAUCCCGCGCAACCUGGAGGAGAGCGACCUCAAGCCGCUCUUCGAGGAGUUCGGCCGCAUCUACGAGCUCACCGUCCUCAAGGAUCGCUUCACCGGCAUGCACAAAGGCUGUGCCUUCCUCACCUACUGCGCCCGUGACUCAGCCCUGAAGGCACAGAGCGCCCUCCACGAGCAGAAGACGCUGCCAGGGAUGAACCGCCCCAUCCAGGUGAAGCCAGCUGACAGUGAGGGCCGAGGAGAAGACAGGAAGCUCUUUGUGGGCAUGCUGGGGAAGCAGCAGAGCGAGGAUGACGUCCGGCGCCUCUUCGAGCCCUUCGGCCAGAUCGAGGAGUGCACCAUCCUCCGGGGGCCCGACGGUGCCAGCAAAGGUUGUGCCUUUGUGAAGUACGGCAGCCACGCCGAGGCCCAGGCUGCCAUCAACAGCCUGCACGGCAGCCAAACCAUGCCGGGCGCCUCGUCCAGCCUGGUGGUGAAGUUCGCGGACACGGACAAGGAGCGGACCCUGCGGCGGAUGCAUCAGAUGGCAGGGCAGCUGGGCAUCUUCAACCCCAUGACCAUCCAGUUCGGCGCCUACGGAGCCUACACGCAAGCGAUCAUGCAGCAGCAGGCGGCCCUGAUGGCAGCGGCGCAGGGGACCUGCCUGAACCCCAUGGCCGCCAUCGCCGCCGCCCAGAUGCAGCAGAUGGCCGCCUUCAACGUCAGCGGGCUGGUGGCUGCCCCGCUCACCCCCUCUUCAGGUACCAGCACCCCCCCGGGGAUCAGCACGGCGCCCGUGCCCAGCAUCGCUACGCCCAUCGGGGUCAACGGCUUCAGCCCCCUGCCGCCGCAGACCAACGGGCAGCCCGCCUCCGACACCAUCUACACCAACGGCAUCCACCCCUACCCAGCUCAAAGCCCCACGGUGGCAGAUCCCCUCCAGCAGGCCUACGCAGGCAUGCAGCACUAUGCAGCAGCAUACCCCACCGCCUACGCACCCAUCAGCCAAGCCUUCCCCCAGCAAGCUCCCCUCAUCCCGCAGCAGCAGCGAGAAGGUCCCGAGGGCUGUAACCUGUUCAUUUAUCACCUGCCCCAGGAGUUCGGGGACGCGGAGCUCACGCAGAUGUUCUUGCCCUUUGGCAACGUCAUCUCUGCCAAAGUCUUUGUGGACCGUGCCACCAACCAGAGCAAAUGCUUUGGGUUCGUCAGCUUCGACAAUCCGACCAGCGCUCAGGCAGCCAUCCAGGCCAUGAACGGCUUCCAGAUCGGCAUGAAGAGGCUAAAAGUGCAGCUAAAGAGGCCGAAAGAUGCCAACAGACCCUACUGACCCCUGCUCACCUCGGCCCUGCGCACAGGUCGGGCGUCCCGCGGUGUCUGACGACUUUCCCCUUCCCCACGUGCAGUAUCCAAACCUGUAACUCUCUUUCUUUGCAACACAUCCCGGAGGAGGAGGAGGAAGAAGAGGAGGAGGUGAUGGAGAAGGCAGCGAAGAGGAGAAACCAUUCUGGUUGUAGCUUUUCUGUUUUGAUUUCUUUUCCCAAACCGGUCUUGUUUGCCACUUGACGGGAACGAGCGAGGAGGAGGAAGGAGGAGAGCGAUGCCAGGCCGGGGAGCUGCCCCUCGCCACCGGCGGCUCGCCGCGACUCAGCCGCAGUCCUCCCCGGGGAAGGAAGGACCGACGGCCCCCGGGGCGGGCGGGGCCACAUCUGCCCUCGCUUCUGGUUGGGGAUUUUUGGUUUGGUUGGUUUCGGUUGGUUGGUUUUGGCUUUUUUUUGUUUUUAGAGUCGUUGCUGGUUUUUUUUUCCCAAGCACUCAUUUUGCUGCUACCGAUUUCCCAGGAGAAAAAAACACAAACCACAAAAGAGGCUCCAAAUGGAUUCUUUAAACCAAAGCCGGUGGGACGGGACCAGCCUCGGGCAAGCUUCACCUGGAGGAGGAGGAGGAGAAGGAGGAAAAGGAGGAGAAGGAGAAGGAGGAGAGAAAGAGGAGAAGGAGGAGAGAAAGAGGAGAAGGAGGAGAAAAAGAGGAGAAGGAGGAGAAAAAGAGGAGAAGGAGGAGAAAAAGAGGAGAAGGAGGAGAAAAAGAGGAGAAGGAGGAGAAAAAGAGGAGAAGGAGGAGAAAAAGAGGAGAAGGAGGAGGAUGCUUGGUUGGAAAAAAAGAGAAAGGGCAAAGAUUUGCUUUCUUUUAUUGUUUU
Dryobates pubescens (Downy woodpecker) is the source of this 2355-nucleotide messenger RNA. RefSeq names its product CUGBP Elav-like family member 6 (gene CELF6). The transcript has 13 exons. Gene Ontology annotation, biological process: mRNA splice site recognition; regulation of alternative mRNA splicing, via spliceosome. NCBI's taxonomy places the organism in Eukaryota, Metazoa, Chordata, Aves, Piciformes, Picidae. Bases 34 to 1488 code for a protein of 484 amino acids. Gene Ontology annotation, molecular function: mRNA binding. The record is from RefSeq and is a predicted model, not a curated record. Gene Ontology annotation, cellular component: nucleus; cytoplasm; ribonucleoprotein complex.